This is a messenger RNA of Adelges cooleyi (spruce gall adelgid), 2253 nucleotides long. RefSeq names its product protein ERGIC-53 (gene ergic53). Gene Ontology annotation, molecular function: D-mannose binding. Lineage: Eukaryota; Metazoa; Arthropoda; Insecta; Hemiptera; Adelgidae. The record is from RefSeq and is a predicted model, not a curated record. Gene Ontology annotation, biological process: endoplasmic reticulum organization; Golgi organization; endoplasmic reticulum to Golgi vesicle-mediated transport. Gene Ontology annotation, cellular component: Golgi membrane; endoplasmic reticulum membrane; COPII-coated ER to Golgi transport vesicle. The transcript has 11 exons. The coding region runs from base 463 to 2013 and encodes 516 amino acids.
GGCAGCCGCGUUCGUUGAUAAGAAGCGGUGGUCGGUGUUCGCCGUUCGGUACUUUAUUCGAUAAUUAUAAUACACAUCGUAACGAUUUUGUUAUUACCAUUUUGUACAAUAUAAUAGGUAUAUUAUAGUGUUGUUUAUUAAUUGUACAAUAUACAAAACGCCUGAAUACAACACGAGCCGAGUGUGAUGUCCCGUCCCAUCCGUGUACCAGCGCGCUUCUCGUAAAACAACAGUUUGGUCGUGAAUUAUUCGUAGUUUAGGUGAUUUAUUGAAUAUAGACACAAUAUUGGUCUCGUGUUUCUACCCCCCAAAAAAACACGUACACAAACACAACGUACCUCCGACGUGUGAUAUAUGUUGACAGCAAACAUGCCAACCGUACAGUUUGCUGCGCGAAAAUGUUGAGUGCGCUUAACGGAAGAAGACAAUUCGAAAUCGCCGAUUAGAUUUGCCGUGACAAACAUGUCGUUUAACACGCUAUUUUUCAUCCUUAAUGCGGCCACAUACGCGAUUUACGCGAGUUCCAAUCAAAUAGUGUCCAGGUUCGAGUACAAGUACAGUUUCAAACCGCCUUAUCUGGCUCAAAAAGACGGUUCGGUACCGUUUUGGGAAUACGGAGGAAAUGCUAUUGCCAGUGCAGAUAAUGUAAGAAUAGCUCCGUCGCUAAAAAGUCAAAAAGGCGCAAUAUGGACAAAAAAUCCAGCAUCAUUCGAAUGGUGGACAGUCGAAAUUAAUUUUAGGAUUAGCGGGAGAGGCAGGAUAGGCGCUGAUGGCCUGGCAUUUUGGUAUACAACUUCCAAAGGUGACUAUCAGGGUCCAGUGUUUGGCAGUUCCGAUAAAUGGGUCGGUUUGGGUGUAUUUUUCGACUCGUUCGACAACGAUGGAAAACACAACAACCCAUACAUCAUGGGUAUCGUCAAUGACGGUACCAAAGUUUUUGAUCACGCCAAUGAUGGUUCCACUCAACAAUUGUCGGGAUGUCUAAGGGACUUCAGAAACAAGCCGUUUUCGACCCGAGCAAAAAUAGAAUACUAUAUGAACACGUUGACAGUGUUUUUCCAUAGCGGUAACUCAAACAAUCCUGAAGACUUUGAAAUCUGCUUUAGAAGUGACCAAGUGUACUUACCAAAAGGUGGACACUUUGGUGUUUCUGCAGCUACUGGUGGACUUGCAGACGAUCACGAUGUAAACCAUUUUUUGACGUACAGUCUUUACCCGCCUGGAACAACAUUCAAAACUGCCGGAGCACCUCCACCCGCAUCUGUUGACGAGGAACAGAAAUUGACAAAAGAAUAUGCCGACUAUCAACGGAAAUUGGAACAAGAAAAAGAAGAGUAUAAAAAACAACAUCCCGAUACUAAAACUAAACACGAUGAAUCUGAGUUUGAAGAUUGGUAUGAAACCGAUAGCCAGCGGGAAUUGAAUCAAAUAUUCUCCGGUCAAAGUGCAAUUGUGGAUUCGGUGAAGGUAUUGAGCCAAAAACUGGAUGAAGUCGUUGGACGUCAAGAAAGAACCCUCAGUUUGCUAUCUACAGUUCAGUCUACCGUAACAAUCGCCGCCAGUGCAAUAGGCGGUGGCCAACCGAUAAAUGCACAAGUACCUCAAAUGCAAAUGAACGCUGGAGGGGUCACAAGACAAGAUAUUGAAGUGUUGGUUAACGCCCAGAAUAAUAUAAUUAAUUCUGUAAAAGAAAUCAGAAAUUAUGUAGUGGACGUACACUCAAAAGCUGACACCAUAAUUAAGAAUCAAGUUCACCAACCCACUGCUCAGGUCCAACCGAUCGGUGGUUACGAUUCUAUAUCGAUUAUGAAUGAAAUAAGAGAUUCGUUGAACACCAUCAAACGCGACACUGCUCAAAGUGCCCAGAAGCCAAACUAUGCUCAACAGACAUCGUGUCCCACUUGUGCGACGAGUUCAAUUGUGAUCGUAGUUGCGGUCGUGCAAUCUGUAUUAUUCAUUGUCUACGCUAUUUACAAGAAUAAUAAAGAAUCACAAGCCAAGAAAUUCUAUUGAUUCGGAAUCUGUCUGAGAAGUUUUUAAAAAGUGUGUUCAUUAUAAAUCAUUCCAUUAUCUUAAAUAAUUAUUUAGACAAAAACUUUCUGGUACCUUAUUUAUAUGUUUAAAAAACAAUGUUGAAUCGUUACAAGUUUGUCUACGGAUUAUGACUUAAAAUGUACUAUAUUAAUAUUGCUUACAUUUUUAUCAAUUAUAAUAUUGGUACCAGCAUUUGAAAAAUAAUUUUGUUGAUAAAUU